AUGGAGGGCCUUGACAACGGUGACACCGCGUGGAUGGCCAUGUCCUGUGCCUUGGUGCUCUUCAUGACGCCUGGGUUGGCAUUUUUUUACGGAGGACUAGUACGCGAUAGCAACAUCGUCAACACCAUGAUGAUGAGCAUCAUCUCCAUGGGGCUCACGACCCUCACUUGGUUGAUCUUUGGCUUCACGUGGUCUUUCGACGAAUGGGGCGUUGGCAAGGGCUUCACGUACGUGGGCUUCCGUAACCUGGACACGGUGUGGCCGGACACCACGAUGCCAGGCAUGACCUUCGCCGUUUUCCAGAUGACCUUCGCCAUCAUCGCA
This is a messenger RNA of Symbiodinium pilosum, 324 nucleotides long. Lineage: Eukaryota; Dinophyceae; Suessiales; Symbiodiniaceae. The record is from the annotation of a GenBank genome assembly.